CCUUUCUGUCGCCUCGGAGCGAGGCAACUUUCCACCUUGAAACCUCAGCUGGAUGCCAACAACGUCAGGUUGAUCGCAAUCGGCUUGGAGGAGAUAGGGGUGGAGGAGUUCGUGGAAGGGAAGUUUUUUAAUGGGGAACUGUAUAUAGAUCUAAAAAAGCAGUGCUACAAGGACCUGGGCUUCCGAAGACUCGGCGUUUUCAGUCUAUUUCCUGCCAUCUUUGCCAAAAAAGCCAGAGAUGCCAUGUCACAGGCAAAGACUGAGAAGAUUGAAGGAAACUUCAAGGGUGAUGGGAUGCAGAACGGGGGCACAGUAGUGGUUGCUAAAGGAGGCAAGGUACUGCUCAACUUCAAGCAGGAAAACCCAGCUGAUCAUGUGGACCCAAACGAAGUGUUGAAAGCGUUGGGCAUCGAGGGCACCGUUGAUGUGGAAAAGAUGGUAUCUACAGAUGGGGAGGGAACUCAGGUGACGGCUGAUGGUGGCGAGGCAAGUGGGGGAACGGAGGUGACGUGCAAGGACGAUGUUUGUGAGAUGCCUAAGAAGGACAAGCCCAAGCCAGAGGUUCAGUGUGAGGGUGAUGUCUGCCAGAUGAAAUAACAGCUGUCCCUGUUUAUGGCUGCCAGUGCCAGUGUUUCCACAUAACUACACCAGUGAUCCGAGACCUGCCACAGACGAGGCACCAUGAUGUGUACUUGAUGAAUCUCCGGACCUGAGUAUACUGACCAGGGUCAUGUGACCUGCCCACCUGGUGGCAUUUCUGGGAACUACUGUGUAUGUUUUGUGACACCCUGCUGGCGGCUUAUUAUUAUCCUAAUACCUCAGUCUUUUAUAUUUUUAUGGUUUUCAUUCUCUCAUGCUGAAGCCUCUCAUUGUGUCAUGUACAUUGUGACUAUUGUAAUAAAGGCAUUUUGUAUAUAUAUAAAUGUUUCCAUCUCA
Molecule: messenger RNA, 936 nt
Organism: Haliotis rubra (blacklip abalone)
Lineage: Eukaryota; Metazoa; Mollusca; Gastropoda; Lepetellida; Haliotidae
Product: prostamide/prostaglandin F synthase-like
Exons: 6
Source: RefSeq, a predicted model, not a curated record